Molecule: messenger RNA, 751 nt
Organism: Malus domestica (apple)
Lineage: Eukaryota; Viridiplantae; Streptophyta; Magnoliopsida; Rosales; Rosaceae
Source: RefSeq, a predicted model, not a curated record
UCCCAAAAAAUUGGAAAAGAAAAACUAAUAAAACUGGUCAAAACUUAAUAAAAAAUGAAAUAUACGAAGCAGCCAUAGUUUGUCGAGGUAAAAGGAAAAGGUCCAUCAUCAUUGCCUCUUUAAGCUAGAAUCGCAUUCAGUCACCGGUCGGAGUUGGGAUGCUGCUAUGACGCCGAUGGGCCAGGCCGCCGCCGCCGAAGUGUACGUGCCGAUGACCCUUCAAGCAUGGCGGGGUCUCGUGAACUGGGUGGGCUUCUUCUACCAGAUUAUUCUUCAGAUCCUGAGAGGCGCGCCUUGCCUUCCUCACCUGCUGUCCUGCAUUUCUUCCUCUUCUUCUCCUGCUUUCAGGCCUCUGCCAGUCGCCGAAGUCCCUCUCAACGACUUGUCGUCCUCCGCCCACGUCGAAAACGGCGUCGUGGAUGGUCGCCCAGUCGAAAAGCUCACGGUGGUUCUUGAUUUGGAUGAGACUCUAGUGUGUGCUUAUGAGACAUGAAGUGUGCCUGCAAUUGUUCGCGCUCGAGCAACGGAAGCUGGGAUGAAGUGGUUUGAGAUAGAAUGUCUAUCUUCAGACAUGUAAAUGAAAAUUCUGCAGGUUCCGGCCAAAUCCGUUUCGUCAUACUGCUUCCAAGGCCAACAAAUUUGACCUCGGAAUAUAUUACGACGGCCGUCUUAUGAAAAUAGUUUGGUUCAUCGACAGUGUAAUGUUAGCAUGUAAUCUCUUGAUUUGAUAGUUUUGUUUUAACGAGGCUUU